AUGUUGGUUUCAUCAACACCCCACCAUUUAUCAACCUUCCCUCUCAUGUCUCCCAGGACUCGAUCGCAAGCCAAAAGCGAGGCCAAGAAGGCCUCUGCGACGCUCACCGGCCUCCCAACUGAGGCUCUGCACCAGAUCUUCAGCACAUUCUUAAAACAUCAGUCAACAGCACCUGACGCGUACUUUCGUGGGACCCAGCAACAAAGCGAUGAGCGGUCCUGGCACUCUAUACAGUGCCAUGCGCUGUUCUCGCUAUCCCUAGUCUCUAAGCGCUUGCGCGACAUUGCGCAGCCCAUCUUGUAUAAAGAGUUCGUUCCCGGAUAUGGCGACUCUUGGAAAUCAGCCCUAUACACGUGGGAUGGCCGACUCACUUCUUUCCUGAGGACCAUAGCACGACGCCCAGACCUUGCCACGCUAGUUAAAAGGAUCUAUAUUCACUCGCACCUACUGAAAUCCGUCGACGCCAAAGAGAAUCAAGAUGAGAUUAAGCAAGCUGCACGUGCAGUGGGGAUCGAGAAGUGGCAGCAGCUGUCAGGUAGCGAGCUUGUUACCAUUUUAAUCGCCAAACUGCCGAACCUAAAACAUUUCAGCCUCCAAACAGUGAUGAACCCCGUUGAGGGCCUCAGUUCGUCAUACCUACGCGCUUUAGGUAUUUCUGUUCUGCCUCUUACGACUAUCGACAUCAACCUGUAUGCAGCAACAAACGAGCCGCGCCAUGAUCGCCUGUUCAACCUAGAAGUUUGUGCGGGCGCCAUUCUCGAACUAGCUACAAAUCUAAAGACACUCAAUCUUCACAUGUGCGGUGGCAUCCAGCACCAAGCCCCAAUCCCGUCCCUGCCAAACCUCGAAACCCUACGUAUCACGCACAGCAGACUCAAUGAGACGGACCUCGAAGGCCUCCUUUCUUCCUGCGCUAGUCUACGCACCUUCGCCUUCGAGGCCACGUGUAUCUACAUAAAUGCAUUGGAUUGCGUCCAAGACUUCGGUCCAAGAGGUCACUUUGAGCUGAAAAAUGCCGUGAAAUAUCUCAGUCGGCACCGUGCAACCCUCAAGUCGCUGCAUCUGGAUCUCCGAGAGAGGGGGAUUGCCUAUAGGGAUAGCAUAGAGAGAGCCAUUCCACCAUCCUUCAGGCUCAGAGACUUCAAAGCGCUAGAGCAUCUAUUCCUCAACUCUGAGGGUAUAUACGGCGGUGGAAAGAAGCACUUGACAGCGGAAGACCAGCUCCUGGUUUGGUUUCUACCCGCCAACAUCGUAUCGCUACACCUCGAAGGUAAUUCCGGGCCACGCUUGGUGAAGGGGCUGCUUGGUCUUGCCGAAGCCGCCUCAGAAGGCCGAUUUCCUAGGCUGAAGCAAGUCAGAUGUGACGCAGGGCAGAUACUUGAUGACAAUGCAGUGGGAUCUAUGUUCGCAGCAGCUGGGGUUGACUUUGACGGCGACAGUUUCCCGCCAAGUAAUGCUACGCUUCCAAUGCGCGUCAUGCCGAUACGGAGACCUUCUUACUCUCCAGAACCAUUGCCGUUACCUGAGGAUGAUGACCCUGAUCUCUGGUGA
Messenger RNA from Talaromyces rugulosus, 1551 nucleotides. RefSeq lists its product as uncharacterized. NCBI's taxonomy places the organism in Eukaryota, Fungi, Ascomycota, Eurotiomycetes, Eurotiales, Trichocomaceae. Bases 1 to 1551 code for a protein of 516 amino acids. The transcript has a single exon. The record is from RefSeq and is a predicted model, not a curated record.